Xenopus tropicalis (tropical clawed frog) is the source of this 2668-nucleotide messenger RNA. RefSeq names its product X-ray repair complementing defective repair in Chinese hamster cells 6 (gene xrcc6). The transcript has 13 exons. Gene Ontology annotation, molecular function: 3'-5' DNA helicase activity; DNA binding; damaged DNA binding. Gene Ontology annotation, cellular component: cytoplasm; Ku70:Ku80 complex; nucleus. NCBI's taxonomy places the organism in Eukaryota, Metazoa, Chordata, Amphibia, Anura, Pipidae. The record is from RefSeq and is a predicted model, not a curated record. Gene Ontology annotation, biological process: immune system process; telomere maintenance; response to ionizing radiation. Bases 178 to 2013 code for a protein of 611 amino acids.
AAGCAACAUUACGCUGCAUUUUAGCUCUUGAAUAACCAGGAUGUCUUUCCCUUUUCAGAGGGAUCAUGGGCCUUAAACACGAAAUUCUGUAGCUGCUAUAACCCUGCAAUUCCAAACAUACUGAUGUAUAUAGAAUGCAUGUAGUACUAGGCCAACAACCUCUGCAGUGAUCAAAAAAUGAAUGAAUGGGGGGAGUAUUUUGUAAAGGAGGAAGAUGAAGAUGACGAGGAGCAGGAAGAAGGAGAAAGAGAUGCUGGUGUGUUUCGUUUUGCGGGUCGUGACAGCCUAAUCUUCCUUAUUGAUGCCUCCAAGCCAAUGUUUGAGAGUACUGGUGAUGAACUGACCCCAUUUGACCUUACAUUGCAGUGCAUUCGCAGUGUCUAUGCCAGCAAGAUCAUUAGCAGUGACCAUGACCUGCUGUCUGUGGUUUUCUUUGGCACUCGAGAGAGCAAUAACUGUGAUCCAUUCAAACACCUCUGUGUCCUUCAUGAUCUGGAUACCCCAGGUGCUAAACGCAUCCUUGAUCUGGAUAAGUACAAAGAGGAAAAGGGAAGAGCAUUAUUCCGUGACACCAUAGGGUGUGGUGGAGACUUUUCUUUGGGAGAGGCUCUUUGGCUUUGCUCAAAUCUGUUCAGCAACGUAAAAGUCAAAAUGAGCCACAAGCGCAUAAUGUUGUUUACUAAUGAAGACAACCCUCAUGCAAAUGACCAAGCCAAAGCCAAGCAGGCAAGAGCCAAAGCAGAGGACCUUAGGGAAAUGGGGAUCUUUCUGGAUCUAAUGCAUCUGGAGAAACCUGAGGGGUUUGACAUCUCUUUGUUUUAUCGUGACAUUGUUAAUACUGCUGAGGAUCAGGAUCUCGGGGUGCAAUUUAAGGCUUCUGAAAAACUGGAUGAUCUGUUAAAGAAGGUGCGAGCCAAGGAAGCAAAGAAAAGGGCUCUGGCAAGACUGACUUUAAAGCUUGGGCCUGACGUUGGCCUUACUGUGGGCAUUUAUAACUUGGUGCAAAAAGCUGUAAAACCUCCCACAGUGAAGCUUUAUCGUGAAUCAAAUGAGCCAGUGAAGACUAAGACCAGGAUCUUCCAUAGUAACACAGGGAGCCUGCUGCUUCCAAGCGAUACCAAGAGGUCUCAGACAUACGGAAAUCGUCAGAUUGUCUUGGAAAAGGAUGAGACAGAGCAGCUAAAGAGAUUUGAUGAACCCAGCUUAGUGCUGAUCGGAUUCAAACCCAUUACAUUUUUAAAAAAACAUCAUUUCACGAGACCUGCCCAGUUUAUUUAUCCAGAAGAAUCUCUUAUAAAUGGAAGCACCACUCUGUUUCAUGCUUUGCUUCUAAGGUGCUUAGCUCAGCAGGUGAUGGCCAUCUGUAGGUACACACCUCGUAGAAACACACCCCCUCGCUUUGUGGCAUUGGUGCCCCAGGAUGAGGAAUUAGAUGAUCAAAAUAUACAGAGCAAACCUCCUGGCUUCAAUCUUGUUUUUCUUCCGUUUGCUGAUGACAUCCGGAAAAUUGACCCCCCGGAAAAGAUUACUGCAAAUGAAGAACAAGUGGAUAAGAUGAAGGAAAUUGUGCAUAAACUGCGCUUUAACUUCAGGAGUGAUAGUUUUGAAAACCCUGUACUUCAGCAGCACUUUCGGAAUUUGGAGGCUCUUGCAUUGGAUAUGCUAGAGCCUGAACCCAUUGAGGAUCUGACAUUGCCAAAGGUGGAAAUGAUUGAUCGUCGCUUAGGGACUCUAGUUGAAGAGUUUAAAGAGCUUGUUUAUCCACCUGGGUACAACCCAGAGGGCAAAGCUGUAAAGCGAAAACAAGCAGGUGACAGCGACAGUCGAGCAGAGAAGAAAGCCAAAGCAGACAUCUCCAUCUCAGAAGAUGAUCUUAGGUCCUAUGUAGAAAAAGGAACUCUGGGCAAACUGACAGUACCUGUGUUAAAGGAAGCAUGUCGUGGGUAUAAACUGAAAGGGAGCAAGAAGCAGGAGUUGGUCGAUUCCCUUGUAGAGUACUUCAAGAAGAACUAGACUGCAAGUCUGGUGCAUAAUUCAUAUAUUCUCUACUCUUAUCUUUCAAAUAGUGGAUUAGUGACAGUUAAAAAUCAAUUUACAUAAAUUCUCUCAUAUUUGUAGAUGUGAUAUAUUUUCAUGGAUCUUGUUUCCUAUAAAGCACUUGUAAUUAAACCUUUUUCCAAGAAUGUCAAAGCUUUUUGGAUUCCAUCAUAUCAAAGUUCAAACAUGUCUCUAAAUGUAUUCCCUCAAGUUUAUUUCCAUGCCCUUUCCUGUUCUACUGCUACUUCUAUAUCUUUUAAUACACUUUCACAUUUUUACUUCCUCCCACUUAAAUACGCUUACCUUUUAAAUGAACACAUCUGGUAACCCUUUUCCAAAAAAGCCAUGUUGAGUCUGAGAACUCUGAAUUAAAUUUGUUCUUGCUAUCUUGCUUCCACCAACUAUGCACCUAUAUUAAGGACAAAUUUAAUUACCCCUAAAGCAUGCCAUACAAAUGGUCUAACCAACAACCAUAAAUACUAACAGCACAAUAUGGGCAUUAUUCAAAACCAUAAGAACAAACACCCACUCACUAAAGCAAAACUGUCAGUGUGAGUAUUAACACUCCCAUUUCAAGCAGGCCUGUAUGAUAAAGUGGUGAAAAUCUGUAACAUCCCAAUAAAUACAAGUA